This is a messenger RNA of Centrocercus urophasianus (Greater sage-grouse), 1311 nucleotides long. Its product is annotated as rap1 GTPase-GDP dissociation stimulator 1-like. Gene Ontology annotation, biological process: positive regulation of GTPase activity. The record is from RefSeq and is a predicted model, not a curated record. NCBI's taxonomy places the organism in Eukaryota, Metazoa, Chordata, Aves, Galliformes, Phasianidae. Gene Ontology annotation, molecular function: protein binding; guanyl-nucleotide exchange factor activity. Gene Ontology annotation, cellular component: cytosol. Bases 1 to 1311 code for a protein of 436 amino acids. The transcript has 10 exons.
AUGAAGAAACCGUGUAUUGAAGCAGAUUUGGUUCUGACCUUGAUACCUUUUCUGGAAAGCACAGACCAAGACAUGUUGCUUCAUGCUGGGAGGGCUAUUGGUCGCAUCUGUUAUGAUAAUCGUGAUCUUCAGGAAGAGCUGGUAAAGGUAGGAGUCAUCCCAUCACUGGUCCGAAUAUUGACUGAUCACGCAGAGAGUGAACCACUUGUCCACGUUGACCUAUUGGCCUUAUGCAAUCUUGCAGACCUUGAUACAGCUAAGGAAGCUCUGAGCAAGACAAAGGUUGCUGAACAGCUGGUGAAACAACUGAGAAGAGCAGAGAACCAUGAGAGGUUAGAAAUCAUCUUUGAGGUCCUCCAAGCGCUUGCAGAAAAUGAUGCUCUGAAAGUUCAGCUGGUGGAGGCAGGUGUGCAAGAGGUCCUGUCCGACAUCCUGCUGAGGCUCCAGGGCAGUUCACAAGCUGAAGACACAUGCGUUGUGAAGGCCACAUCCGAUCUCAUCGUCUCUCUGCUUCUUGGAGAUGGCAACUGUGUACGAAUGGUACAGGUGGGAGUCAUACAUCAGCUUCUGGAUCUUUUGGAAAAACACGUGGAGAGUGAAGACAUCUCUGUUCAACAUGCAGCACUCAGUGCACUUCGAAACCUUGCUGUCCCAGUUGUUAACAAGGUUCAAAUGCUGGAGGAAGGCGUGGCAGAACGGAUUCAGGCACUUCUACGGUCAGAGAUGCCUCCUGCGCAGUUUAAACUUCUUGGAACACUACGAAUGUUAGCAGAUGGCCAAGCUGACGCGGCUGAAAUUUUGGGCCAAGACCCCAUGCUGCUGAACAGACUGGUGCAGUGGUGCGAUGUCAGUGACGACACCGACGUUUGUGGAGAAGCAAAUCGGCUCCUAGCAUCAAUCUUGCGUCACAACAGAUCCCAAGAAGUGGUCAAAGCAGUGCAGGAAGCACAAGGAGUGAAGCACCUGGUUUCCAUGACCAUGAGCAAACACGAAGCCAUGCAGAACGAGGCUCUGAACGCCCUGGCAAUAGCAUCUGCUAUUGAUUUAGAAACCCUUGAAGAAUCUUUCAAGGAAUCGCAGCUAGUACAAAGCUUACACAAACUUCUACAAGAUGAUAAUACGAGUGCCGAGGUGAAAUAUAAUUCAAUGAGUCUUCUGUGCAGUCUUCUUAAUUCAGGCCAUCUGAGACAAGAAAUAGAAGACAACAAGAUUAAAGAAACACUCGAACAGCUCUGCAGUCACAGCAGUGCAGAUGUGGUCAAGGAAGCUCUUUUAACAUUGCAGAUUUUGAAAGGAGAGUCACCCUACUAG